Molecule: messenger RNA, 2649 nt
Organism: Mixia osmundae IAM 14324
Lineage: Eukaryota; Fungi; Basidiomycota; Mixiomycetes; Mixiales; Mixiaceae
Exons: 5
Coding region: 1-2649 (882 amino acids)
Biological process (GO): exocytosis; Golgi to plasma membrane transport
Cellular component (GO): exocyst; cytoplasm
Source: RefSeq, a predicted model, not a curated record
AUGGCAGAUCAAGACAGUCGGAUGGCCUUUGAUCCUCACACGUUCAGACAACCCGAUUUCAGCGUGAGCAUCUUCAUCGCGGGCCUCACGGAUCAGCUCAUAGCAGACGCCAAGAACCCAUCUUCGAGCUUGGAUCCACAGCCUUUCCUGCAGCUAUUCGAGACAACAGUCGAUCAGCUCUUACCGUUGAGACGUCAAGUCGCCUCUCAGACGACUUCAAUCGAGAAAGCUGUCGCCGCGUCUGAACGAGCUUACUCGCUCAAAGUCAGGGAGCUUAAGGACAACUUCACGGCUGUUUCUGGGUCAUUCGGCAAUCUCGAGAAACGCAUCUCUGAGGUCGGUAGCACGGCAAUACGCAUAGGUGAGCAGCUCGAAUCGAUAGAUCGACUGCGCAAGCGCGCUUCGGACGCGCGAGAUGUCAUACAAUACUAUCAUGACUUCUCCAGAGGCGAUACGUCCCGUCUCGAUGCUAUGCGCAAGUCUGGUCGAGAGGGGCGAGCACAAGCUGCCGUACUCAUUCGCAGGCUAUCCAGUGUCGCACGAGAAAUAGAGGAUAUCGAAGGCGGCGAAAAGACCUGCGAUGCGAUUGAAAAGUAUUGCGAGGCUUUCGAGAAGGAGGUCCUCAAGCUCUUCGAUCGUUACUAUCGCAAGGGGGAUCCGAAGAUGAUGGCCCACUGUGCGCGGACGUUACUCGAUUUCAACGGAGGCCUCUCAUGUAUACAGAUCUACGUCAAUCAGCACGACUUUUUCAUCUCAAAGGAUCGCAUACAGGACAUCGGCGCCAUUACCCAGAGUGAAAUGUGGGACACCCUCCCGGACCCAAAUGCACCUGCCCCCUCUGCCGAGCCAGGCCUCGAUGACUUGUACCAAGAGAUCCGGCUGACGGUCACUCAGGAGGCCCAAAUCAUCCGCGCUGUCUUCCCAGAUCCUCCGGCGGUCAUGCAGGUCUUCCUGCAGCGAGUCUUUGCUCAGGUCAUACAGCCCUUUGGCGAGCAACUCAUCACGACCGCCAGCAUGACCUCAACGCUUGCCUUCCUACGCAUGCUUCACUUUGUUCAUUCGCGCACCAUUGCGCUUGUCGAGGAUCUAAAGUCUAAUGACUUUUUCAAGACUACCACAGAUGCUGCCUCUCGAUACGCUAUCACGGCCAGCGGACAGACAUCCGACGCUGCAGCACUCACUGCGCCCGGUACGACGGCGCUCGCUGCAAUGCUUGACCAGGCAGUCGAGGAAGUUUUUGUGCAGCAUCUCGAAGGUGCAAGAUAUCUCGAUAGAGAGAGCAAGAGCCUCACAGAGCUCUAUGCCGGGUACUUGCUGCGCUUUGCGAACUACCAUCUUUCCACUCAUAAAACAAAGACGACUAAUACUCUAUUUGACAAGCUAGUUUCUCAGAUGACCGCUGCAGCUCAAAGCGCGCACAUCGGAGGACAUGCUACGACCGAGGAGGAUCAAGCGAUGCCAGACUCGCCUCAGCAAGGAUCUGGCGAGCCAAUACGAGGGGCAAAGACACUGUUGAAACUCAGUUCGCUGACCAACAAUUUUGGCACCGGCAGCAAGACGCAUAGCCUCGAACACUUUUCGCCUGUCGAAGGCGAGCUACGGCUCGAUGUGGCAGAGACGAUCCUGAAGUGGCACUCUGAGGCGUUAGGAAGGAUGGUCGAGCUAUCCCCGCCCGCGGAAGUGCCCAAGAAUGCACUUGCGCUCAUGAAAGUACUUGCAGAAAACAUUGGGCGAGCCUACGUCGAGACUUCCCUAAGCACAAUUUCGACGCAGGUAUCUGAUCAUGAAAGCAAGAUGAUGCCUGACCUGACUCAUCUCUCCACACUACAUACCAUCGACUUGAUCUUACAUCUAUGGCAACGCUAUCUUGCGGUCGCUAUUUUGCCUCUGGCGGGAGGCUCCGUGACGGUUCGGAGGGAGAUGGCUAGCUUUCAGACUCACGUUGGAAUGCGCAUCGAAGGCAAGAUCAACGAAGUACUGGCCCAUCUAAUUGACGGGGUCGUGAGCUGGCUAGCCCAAAUGCUGUCCAGCAAGCAGAAGAAAUCGGACUUUAAGCCCAAAAACGACGAUGUCGCCUUCUCCAGGGUCAACACAGAGCCGUGCAUAGCUUGUACAGACUAUCUAGCGCUCGUGCUCGAGACGACACGGGGCACACUAUCUGGCAAGAACUGCGAGACCGUGCUGACUGAAAUCGGCGUGUCUUUCCACAGCUUGCUGCUUGAUCAUUUCAAGCGUUACGUCGUCAGCGCGGCUGGCGGCCUUAUGCUCACCAAAGAUCUUGCUCUCUAUCAAGACAGCAUCGCAGCUUUUGGUAUAUCCACACUGUCAGAUCGCUUCGACAUGCUACGGCAGCUCGGCAACGUCUUCAUCGUGCGGCCCGAAAUUCUCAAAUCCUACCUUUCGGAGGGACAUCUUGCGCGUAUCGAGCCAAAUCUAUUGCGAGCGUACCUCACGCAGCGAAGCGACUAUAGUGAUUUCCCGCAGAAGACCUGGAAUGACAUUGUUGGCGCAGAAAUCGCCGAUACGACUGUUGGCGGAUUCGGUCGUCGCAUCGGCGAGCGGCUCAACUUUGACUUCAAAAUUAGCGAUCUCUCGUUCUCGAGCUUAGACCAGUCGAGUGCUUUCAGUCGAUCCAAAGUCUUUGCAUAG